UUUCAGUACUAGGCCGAGCAACUAAGCAAGUUUUUCGGCUGUGCGCUCGUCACGUGUAAAGAGACCUUUCGGCUUACAGCCGACAUGUACAACUGCGUCGGUAAUUUGUAUCAAUAUCCGAAUUUUUUUUUGCCCGUGAAAGUAAUAACUAUUAAGUAUAAAUGUUGUCACGGUUGUAUCGAAUGCAAUGGUGUCGUGGCCCAUGAGAAUGCGUUGCGAAUAAAUUGUGACCAUCGUCGGAUCGAAACUGAUGGAAAUUUUAUUAUGAUAAUUAGAAUACGGCACAGUGAUAAAUGUACUGCUCGGAUAUUGAUAUACUGCCAUAAACUGCUAUUGUGAUGAAAAAUAAGUUUAUGGCCGCAAACAUUGUUUAUCACAUUCAUUUAUUACAUAGUAAAUUAAUAACGUAAUGUCAGACACACGCUCAUUUUCACCCAACCAAGACUUUUGGAGAAGAAUGUAUUUGCAGAACGAUAACGAUGAUGAAGCAUACAGCAGUGCUGAGGAGGUGGCCCUGUUAAACCAACACGACACUAAUGGUGGGUCACAUGUGUAUGACUUCACAUUUGUCUCUGGUUGUGGCGGACACCCACAGCAGAUCACUGAACAACCAUCGGAACAUUAUGGGGAUAAUAGACCACAAUUCUUUCUGGAGAACUGUGGCACCAUUUUAAUACUUGUGAUCCUACAGACAGUUAAUUUGCUGGUCUCAUAGUUGAAGCAAUAUGGAAUAAUUUACAUUUCUGACACCAAUCAUUGGAACUGGUUUCCACUAAGUACAAAACCGUGUUGUACCGGUUACAGACUCAUGGAUUUCAUCAAAAUUAUUAGAUCAGAAAUCAACAGGAAUUGAUAGUCAGUAGGAACCUUUUAUCAUUGGGAUCAUUGGACUCAAAUCACAUGUGGCAAUCAUCAAACAGUACAAUGCAAAUGAGAAAAAUCUGCAGUAAUUCAUGGUUCAACUCCUAAGAUAAUAACCAACAGUCGCAACACUAUCUAACCAACAAUGACAACAAGAACUCCACAUUAUUUUAUGUGAGAUAAUUUAUAGAUUAGAUGCAUUUUUAAGAUUUAAACACACAGACAAUUAUGGACUGAAUACCGUGGAUAGAAGCUGGACACAGAUCAAGAACAGGGGCAGCAGAUGCCGCGCCGCUGCAAUUAUUGAUACAUGAUGAUAGUUGAUUGGCAAAUCAUGAUUAAAGAUGUUGAAUAUAAAAAAUGCCGUUAGUCGUCACCGUGGACUAAGAUACCGUGGUCUUAGAGGACCGUAGUCAUUACUUAUCUUAACUACAGUAAUGCCACUAUGACAUUCCGAAUUUCUGUGAUUGCUACUUCUUGGAAUUCCUCUUGUGCUGCACCUAACCAUCUACUUCGAGUUGACGAAUGCGUUCUCUGAUUAAAUAACAUACGCUCGUUGGCUAGACGGACUCCACCUACAUGUGUUUUGCACCGGAACAACAAUUUUUGCAUUUCCGCAUUCCACGGAAGCGAAAGACGUUUACUUAAUAUCGUAUUUUUUUUGUCCGUUUGGCGUUUGUUAAUACUCAACAUUUCCGUUAUUCAAGUUCUCCGAGAUGAAGAACGUCUAUGGAGUCCUCGUCGUGCUGUGCAUCCACCUAGCUUAUUCUCAAAGGACACCAAUGAUAUCACAUAUUACACAAAAACGAAUAACAGAUAUUGGUGAUUCAACUGAAUUGACAUGUACAGUUUUAUAUGGUUCUGAUUUCAAUAUUUUGUGGAUUAAGGUUGACAAAGAAAGAUCUACAGACCCCGUUACGUUUUCAUCUGGAAGUACACUUAUCAUCAGAGAUUCAAGAUUAUCAUUGAGAUAUGAUAUGGAUAGCAAUAGUUACUCAUUACAGAUUAGUGAUAUCCAAGAAACCGAUGCCGGUUUCUAUCGUUGUGAUGUGAGUCUUGGGAGAAACAACAAACUAUCCGCUGAAACCGAGUUAGUAGUACGUAGACCUCCGUUUAUUUCUGAUAACUCAACCAGAUCGUUGGUUGUAAACGAAGGUCAACCAGUAACACUGGAAUGUUAUGCCGGUGGAUACCCUAGUCCAAAAGUUUUCUGGAGGCGAGCAAACAAUGCAAUUUUAACUAAUAAUAUAUCAAUAUAUAGAGGUAAUGUUUUGAAAAUUUCUUCUAUUAAAAAAGAAGAUCGUGGAACGUAUUUCUGUGUUGCGGAAAAUGGUGUUGGCAGAGGUGCCAGACGUAAUAUUGCACUAGAGGUUGAAUUUGCUCCAGUCAUAACUAUUCCUAAACGUCGUUUAGGACAAGCUUUACAGUAUGACAUGGAUCUCGAGUGCCAUGUUGAGGCAUAUCCUCCACCAGCUAUAAUUUGGUUAAAUAAUGGAGUACAACUCUCCAAUAAUCAGCAUUAUGGAAUAUCACAUUUUGCUACCACAGAUGAAAUAACAGAUACUACAAUAAGAAUCAUCACAAUUGAAAACCGUCAAUAUGGGGAUUAUGUCUGCAAAGCAUCAAAUGUAUUAGGAACUACUGAAGUUACAGUUACUCUUUACGAAACUAUAAUACCAGUAUGCCCACCAGCCUGUGGCCAACUAUCAUCAACACACUUAAAAAACUCCACGAUUAAAAUGUCUAGUGCUAAUGUUUUGUUAUUAAUUGCUAUUUACUUAUUUUUGUUUACCUGACUUUUAAAUUAUUAAAAACCAUUUAAAACCAA
Messenger RNA from Metopolophium dirhodum (rose-grain aphid), 2689 nucleotides. RefSeq names its product lachesin-like. Lineage: Eukaryota; Metazoa; Arthropoda; Insecta; Hemiptera; Aphididae. The record is from RefSeq and is a predicted model, not a curated record. Gene Ontology annotation, cellular component: neuron projection. The transcript is spliced from 9 exons. Bases 1578 to 2657 code for a protein of 359 amino acids.